CCAGAUCAAGAGAUCCCAUCAGCGACGGGUUCUAUCUGAGCGAAGAAAAAAACAGCCAAGACGUCAAGGAUGCCUUUAUGGAACAGUUGGCUAACGAACUGAAGGGACGGAUGCUGAAGGUGACCACAUUGGAGGACUGGCCACUCAGCUACACCGAGCGCCAGAAUGGGACUCUGGUUGGACGUGGCGUAGCCUUCGAGCUGCUCGAGUUCCUCAUGGAAAAGUUCAAAUUCAAUUACACCUUGGUCAUGCCGGAACAUAACAUUGUUGGAUCGACCAACGACAUGCAGGGAAGCAUAAUCGAGCUCUUGGCCACCGAGAAAGCCGACAUCGCUGUGGCCUUUCUGCCCAUUCUAGCCGACGCCCGGCAGCACGUUCUCUACUCGGCCGGUCUGGACGAAGGCGAGUGGAUGAUGAUUAUGGUUCGGCCAAUGGAAUCGGCUAGUGGGUCAGGUUUGCUUGCUCCCUUCAACAGGGAUGUAUGGAUUCUGAUCCUGGUGUCGCUGUUGGCCGUUGGCCCGAUCAUCUACGGAAUGCUCAUUGUGCGCUACAAAAUGACCAAAGACAAGGAGCAGAUUUUGUACACGUUGCCCCAUUGCGUUUGGUUUGUCUACGGUGCUCUCAUGAAGCAGGGAAGUACACUGUCACCAACGGGAGAUUCAACGCGAAUCCUUUUUGCCAGCUGGUGGAUCUUCAUAACCAUCCUCACCUCAUUCUACACGGCCAACUUAACUGCUUUCCUAACAUUGUCCAAGUUCACGCUGCCCAUCAACAAUGCCGAAGACGUAAGGAAAAAAGAGAAACAAUUUGUCACCAUCCGUGGCAACGCCAUCGAGUACGCUAUCAAAAACAGCGAUGAGGCCCUCAACUCGUUGAGCUUUUUGGUUGACAAACAUUUGGUGGAAUUCACCACCAACCUGAACGACAGUGACAUCCUAAUGACUACGGUGACCAAGAAAAACUACGUCUACGUCCGUGACCGGCCGGCCAUCGAACAUCUGGUGUACAAGGACUACCUGGUCCGUCGCAAGGUCAAUCCCAUCAACGAGCGCAGCCAUUGUCCGUUCGCCACGGCUACGACGCCUUUCCUGACGCGGGUUCGCGCCUUCGCCUAUCCGAACAACACACGCUGGAACACCCUGUUCGAUCCGCAAUUACUAAACAUGGUCGAAGGAGGAUUGGUUAAAUUUAAACUUCUGGAAAAUCUGCCGAAGGCUGAAAUCUGUCCACAGAAUUUGGGUGGCACAGAACGUCAGCUGAAAAACCGCGACUUGGUCAUGACGUAUUUGGUGAUGUUGACUGGUUUUGCCACAGCGGUUGCCGUAUUCGUUUCGGAGAUGUUCUUCCGCAUCCUGAACGAGCGCAAGCUGAGCAAAGAGCUGUUCGGGGCCAAACGAAAUCAUCGCUCCACCGACGGGGUCACCUACGUGAACGCAAAAUCGAUGGGCUAUGGCGAUUCGCCGCCACCGCCGUACGCGGAAAUCUUCAGCCGCCACACCAGCGGUGGCACCAUGUUCGGGAGCAGCAUCGACAGCGACAGCGGCUCCCGCAAGAUGAUCAACGGCAGGGACUACAUGGUCGUCAAGGAGAGGAACGGCAUCGGCUCGCAGCUGAUUCCCAUCCGGGCACCGUCGGCGGCGAUUUUUCAGUACACGUACACAAAUUAGGAGCGUUUGGGAAUGAGGAAGCCGUUGAUGUGGUUAGGUAUUUGUGGGUAUGUAUGGUUGUAGGGAGCACAACGAUAGUAUCAUUGAUAUCACGUGGCAAUACUUAAUUUGUAAUUUUCAAUGGCAGAUAAUGAUAAUUCCAGCUUUGUCCGGAUAUUUCAUUCUGGUUUGUGUAUAAGGGUUACAUAUUUUUUACAAUAGAAGCAUAUCAGCUAUUUUAAGUAAACUACAUGGCCAAUGUGCCAACCGAGAAAUACAUUUACAAUUUAUCGCACAAGUUUACGCACGGGC
Messenger RNA from Armigeres subalbatus, 1958 nucleotides. RefSeq names its product glutamate receptor ionotropic, kainate 2-like. The transcript is spliced from 6 exons. Gene Ontology annotation, biological process: synaptic transmission, glutamatergic; modulation of chemical synaptic transmission. The record is from RefSeq and is a predicted model, not a curated record. NCBI's taxonomy places the organism in Eukaryota, Metazoa, Arthropoda, Insecta, Diptera, Culicidae. Gene Ontology annotation, molecular function: sodium channel activity; transmitter-gated monoatomic ion channel activity involved in regulation of postsynaptic membrane potential; glutamate receptor activity. Bases 78 to 1667 code for a protein of 529 amino acids. Gene Ontology annotation, cellular component: postsynaptic density membrane; plasma membrane.